GGGCGGGGCGGGGUCUCGCGCUGUCCUGGGGCUGCUCUUAGGGCCGGGCUCGCGCUGGGACUGCAGAUACCCGACUUCGCCGCCGCCCUCACCGCCUCGGCCGCCGCCCGCGCUAGCAGCAGUCACCAUGAACCCAGAUCUCCGCAGAGAGCGGGAUGGCGCCAGCUUCAACCCGGAGCUGCUUACAUACAUCCUGGACGGUAGUCCCGAGAACACCCGGCGCCGCCGAGAGAUUGAGAACAAGAUUCUGAAUGACCCAGACUUCCAGCACGAGGACUUGAACUUCCUCACUCGCAGCCAGCGUUAUGAGGUGGCUGUCAGGAAGAGUGCCAAUAUGGUGAAGAAGUUGAGGGAGUUUGGCAUCGCAGACCCUGAUGAAAUCGUGUGGUUUAAGAAACUGCAUUUGGGCAAUUUUGUGGAACCUGUGAGCCUCAAUUACUCCAUGUUUAUUCCCACCUUGCUGACUCAGGGCACCACUGCUCAGCAAGAGAAAUGGCUGUUCUCAUCCCAAGGACUGCAGAUAAUUGGCACCUACGCCCAGACGGAAAUGGGCCACGGAACACACCUUCGAGGCUUGGAAACCACAGCCACGUAUGAUCCUGAAACCCAAGAGUUCAUCCUCAACAGUCCUACUGUGACCUCAAUUAAGUGGUGGCCUGGUGGGCUUGGAAAGACUUCAAAUCAUGCGAUUGUUCUUGCCCAGCUUAUCACUCAGGGAAAGUGCUAUGGAUUACAUGCCUUUAUUGUACCUAUUCGUGAAAUUGGGACCCAUAAGCCUUUGCCAGGUAUUACCGUCGGAGACAUCGGCCCAAAAUUUGGUUAUGAUGAGAUGGACAAUGGCUACCUGAAGAUGGACAACUAUCGUAUUCCCAGAGAAAACAUGCUGAUGAAGUAUGCCCAGGUGAAGCCUGAUGGCACGUAUGUGAACCCCGUGAGCAACAAGCUGACCUAUGGGACCAUGGUGUUUGUCAGGUCCUUGCUCGUGGGAGAAGCUGCUCGGUCUCUGUCUAAGGCGUGCACCAUUGCCAUCCGAUACAGCGCCGUGAGGCACCAAUCAGAAAUCAAGCCAGGUGAACCAGAACCACAGAUUUUGGAUUUUCAAACCCAGCAGUAUAAACUCUUCCCACUCCUGGCCACGGCCUAUGCCUUCCAGUUUGUGGGUGCGUACAUGAAGGAGACCUAUCACCGGAUUAAUGAAGGCAUUGGCCAGGGGGACCUGAGCGAACUGCCUGAGCUUCACGCCCUCACUGCUGGGCUGAAGGCGUUCACCUCGUGGACGACAAACAGUGGUAUCGAGGCAUGCCGGAUGGCUUGUGGUGGGCACGGCUACUCCCACUGCAGUGGUCUUCCGAAUAUUUACGUCACCUUCACCCCAACCUGCACCUUUGAGGGAGAAAAUACUGUUAUGAUGCUACAAACGGCCAGGUUCCUGAUGAAAAGUUACGACCAAGUGCACUCAGGGAAGCUGGUGUGUGGCAUGGUGUCCUACUUGAACGACCUGCCCAGUCAGCGCAUCCAGCCCCAGCAGGUGGCGGUCUGGCCGGGUAUCGUGGACAUCAACAGCCCUGACAGCCUCACCGAAGCAUACAGACUGCGUGCAGCCAGAUUGGUAGAAAUUGCUGCGAAAAACCUUCAAUCUGAAGUGCUGCACAGGAAAAGCAAGGAGGUCGCAUGGAACCUAACUUCCGUUGACCUCGUUCGAGCAAGUGAGGCACAUUGCCACUAUGUGGUAGUUAAGCUCUUCUCAGAAAAACUCCUCAAAAUUCAAGAUAAAUCUAUCCAAGCUGUCUUAAGGAAUUUAUGUCUCUUAUAUUCUUUAUAUGGAAUCAGUCAGAAGGCUGGGGAUUUUCUUCAGGGGAGCAUCAUGACAGAGUCUCAGAUCGCGCACGUGAACCAGCGUAUAAAGGAGUUGCUCACUCUGAUUCGCCCUGAUGCCGUGGCCCUGGUGGAUGCCUUUGACUUUCAGGAUGUGACUCUUGGCUCUGUGCUUGGUCGCUAUGAUGGGAAUGUGUACGAAAACUUGUUUGAGUGGGCCAAGAACUCCCCACUAAACAAAACACAGGUCCAUCAGUCUUACUACAAGCACCUGAAGCCGCUGCAGUCCAAACUCUGAAGCACGGGGACAUAUGUAACCUGUGCUGGCAAGCAGCUGUAUGCCUCCCUUCACACCUGACACACAUCUGCGUGGAGUUCUUUAUCAAACUCAAAUAGCCGUAGAGCAGAUGAUAAAUUGACCCCUUUCCUCUUUUCAUAAGUGAAGAGAAAAUGAAGAGAUUUCCGAGAUUAAAUGGGAGGAAAAAAAGAAAAAUAAAACGUAUUUUAAAGUGCAAUUAACACUGGAAGAGACCUAGUAAGCAUUGGAAAUAGUGUAAGAAAUGCAGUAUAACUCCUCUUUGUAAUGCUGUUAAUCCUAGUUGGCUGUAACUUUUGAUAAUUGGCAGAACUUAACUACUAAGUAGUUAAUUAUUUUCACAGUUUAAUUGCUAAUCACUGGGUGUAAAGUGUUUUAAAAACAAAGGUAUUUUUUAGGUAGAGUAGAACCCUUCUGAGCUUUCUUGCUAAAUCUCCUGCCACUCCUACAAGGGAGCCUGGCUGAAAAGCAGGACUAAAGGGAAGCAAUUAGAGGAAGAAGCUAGUCAGAAAGCUUGCUGUCGGUGAGGUGGUGCCUGACACAUCCUGUGUGUGAGUGCUCCCCUUUGCUGAUAGUUGCUCCUGACUAUUUUAGUAACAUUUUCGGACAGUAGGACUUCUUUCAGCAUAGGCCUGCUGCGGACCAUUGUGUCAUGUAAUAAGGAGCUGGUCUUCCAUCCAGAGGGUCCUGAAAGUGUUGCUCCAUUUGUCCCCCACUUCUUGGGAAAGAUGGAUAGCAAGGUUUUCUCUACACAGGGCUUUUGACAGCUGCUGGGACUUCAAUCAGUGGUGUUUGAUCACCUUUCCUUCUCUUGAAGGUGAUACUGUGG
Messenger RNA from Tupaia belangeri chinensis (Chinese tree shrew), 2960 nucleotides. RefSeq names its product acyl-CoA oxidase 1 (gene ACOX1). Gene Ontology annotation, biological process: fatty acid beta-oxidation using acyl-CoA oxidase; lipid homeostasis; very long-chain fatty acid metabolic process. Gene Ontology annotation, cellular component: peroxisome. The record is from RefSeq and is a predicted model, not a curated record. The coding region runs from base 128 to 2113 and encodes 661 amino acids. The transcript has 14 exons. Gene Ontology annotation, molecular function: fatty acid binding; FAD binding. Lineage: Eukaryota; Metazoa; Chordata; Mammalia; Scandentia; Tupaiidae.